CUCUUCCUUACCUGCUCCUCCGCAUACAGCGAGUCCACUGCAAGAUGGGUAUGCAGGAAACCAACCCCAUGGAUACCGUUAUCCGCGACGAACGGGACAACGCCUACCCUCUAGAGCUCUGGUGGUCCAUCUCGAUCGUCAUGGGCGUUGUCGGGGCCUUCAACUGGGGCUCGUACGUUCACUCGAGACUCAACCGCUUGAGGGGCGCUUCCCCCGCCGAUGCUGAGAACGGUGCCUCUCCGUCACGCAAGGUCUCUUCGUGGCGUAGAGUUCCCGUUGCCGCCGUGAACGCCUUCCGAGUUGUAUCGUUCCGAUGGACGUUGAACGUAGGGAGCUGGUGUUCGCUCAGCUUGGCCGAGUUCUUCAUAGGCGCUGGAUAUAUAGCGAUGUUGAUUACGUUUGCUUUCAUCAAUACAACCAACUUGGAAAGUCAAAAGUUUGAUGUGCACUACUGGGCCCAUCGCUGCGGGCAUCUUGCUGCUUGUCAAGUCCCGUUUCUCGCGGCUUUGGGAGCGAAGAAUAACCUUGUCAGCUUGGUCACCGGCGUCAGCUAUGAAAGGCUCAACUUCGUCCAUCGAGUCCUUGCUCGCGGUGUUCUGAUGCUACUCCUUAUACAUGCCGGAGGCGAAACGCACGUCCACGUAAACGCAGGCCUUUUCCCGAUAUACAUCCAAGAAGCAUGGCUGCGGCUCGGCAUUACCGCGGUGUCCAGCUUGUUUCUCUUGUUUCUUAUCUCUCUCCGGCCGAUUCGCUCGAGGUUUUAUGAGUUCUUCUUCUUCUCGCACCUUGUCUUGGCUUUCAUCUUCAUUAUUGGAGCAUAUUUCCACACCAAGGCACAAGUGGGUGACUUCUGGCUCUGGCCGGCCUUUGUGUUCUGGGGACUAGACCGCCUCAUCCGCUUCGUCCGGCUCGUCGUCUUCAACCACUCGUACUUCGGGCUCAAGACCGGCACCGGCACUAUGGACGCGUCCACGGAGCUGAUGGCCGACAACCUCGUCCGCAUCCGGAUGAAGCGCCCUCCGCACUUCCACUGGUCAGCAGGCCAAACUGCGUUCCUUAUCAUGCCGGCUGUCUCGACGCUGCCUUUUGAAGCGCAUCCAUUCACCAUUGCGAGCAUCGAUUCGAGCUUGUUUGCGCCAGAGCAAUUUGGUGAGGAAGAUGCGUCAGUGGCGCCGCUAUGGAAGGAGUUGGUCUUCCUCGUCAACGUCCAUGGCGGCUUCACGAAGCGGCUGAAGGAGACAGCCACCGCCAAAGGAGAGGUGAAGGUCUUUGUUGAUGGACCGUACGGGCCUUCUCCGGAACUGGGCUGCUACAAUACCUGUAUUCUGGUCGCUGGUGGUUCUGGGGUCUCGUACACACUUCCAGUUCUGCUAAACAUCAUCGAGGCCGCCAGAAACAACGUCAGUCAGUGCACGCGAGUGUUGUUCUUCUGGUCUGUCCGUGAUGCCAGUCACAUAUUUUGGAUCGAACAGGCCCUGGUCAAAGCGAUUCAGCUCGCCCCGCCCUCACUGUCGAUCUCGAUCCGCAUUCACGUCACAGGCUCAACUUCGCAACCAUUGGGCCCAUCUCCCGACGGCUCUCUAGAGAAGGUCACCGGUGAUGAUGCUUCAGAGCGCACUUCCAAGGGGAAAUCCUCCUUCCUUACGCUCAGUGCGGUCCGCGUUGAGAAUGGGCGUGCAGACAUCAACGAACUUCUUAAUGAAGAAGUUGCGUCUGCCAGUGGGAGGAUGUCUGUCAGUGUUUGCGGCUCUCAGAGCAUUUCUCGUGCUGUUCGCAGUUCGCUUUGUUUGAGUCCAUCCGGUGUUCUGAGCGGCGGGCCAAGCAUUGUUUUACAUGUCGAGUCCUUUGGCUAUGCCUGAUCAUCGGUCGCAUGUUCAUGUUGACCACGUGCCUUUCACGCGUUAAAAGAAUGUAGCUAGCAGUAGCAUUAGUCGAGUGUGUAUAUUAUGUCCAUAUGAAGCAUCCCG
Molecule: messenger RNA, 1967 nt
Organism: Coniophora puteana RWD-64-598 SS2
Lineage: Eukaryota; Fungi; Basidiomycota; Agaricomycetes; Boletales; Coniophoraceae
Product: iron reductase
Exons: 10
Coding region: 45-1859 (604 amino acids)
Biological process (GO): intracellular iron ion homeostasis; iron ion transport; copper ion import
Cellular component (GO): plasma membrane
Molecular function (GO): ferric-chelate reductase activity
Source: RefSeq, a predicted model, not a curated record